This is a messenger RNA of Gregarina niphandrodes, 2001 nucleotides long. Its product is annotated as transporter, monovalent cation:proton antiporter-2 (CPA2) family protein. NCBI's taxonomy places the organism in Eukaryota, Apicomplexa, Conoidasida, Eugregarinorida, Gregarinidae. The record is from RefSeq and is a predicted model, not a curated record. Gene Ontology annotation, cellular component: membrane. Bases 1 to 2001 code for a protein of 666 amino acids. The transcript is spliced from 2 exons. Gene Ontology annotation, molecular function: potassium:proton antiporter activity. Gene Ontology annotation, biological process: proton transmembrane transport; potassium ion transmembrane transport.
AUGCAGCCGUCCAUUGGUUCCAUUAAUGGCGGGACGUUGGUAACAGUGUAUGGUAGCGGGUUCAAUACGAGCUGGCCGAUGUAUGCCCAUGUGAAUUUGAUGGAUGGUAAACGGACGGGGCACAAAGUGGUAGCAAUGGAGACUUUGUCCGAUGCGCAAGCACAGUUUUUGACCCCGUCGUACCAGGACCGCGGAGAUGGCCGGCAGAUGGACAAUCGUCGAGUAGACCACUUGGUGAAGAAUCCGGAUAACAUAGUCGCGUUGGUCACUUUCCGCUUCCGCUCCAGGAGUUCGUCAUGGCAUUGGAAUUCGGAAAUGUUUCGUUACUACAUUGACCCGGAGCUUAAGUACAUAUUGCCUACGAAUCAAGUGAACCAUUUGCAGAGUACGGAACUGUUUGUGGUGGGAAAGUUCAUCAGCCGGAUUACAGAGCUGAGUAAACUAAAGUUUGUCAGUACCGUGGGCAACCACUCCGAAGUAAUUGAGCCAAGGUACACCAUUUACAGCUACUCGAAGGACGGCGAGGAUAAAGGUUCAGACAUAAUAGAUUUACCGGCACUAAAGUUCAAGACGCCGUUAUGGCCGCACCCGGAGGACAAAGUAUCGGUGCAUUUUUCGGUGAACGGCCAAGACUGGCAUUCUUAUGAUCAUCUGACGGUUAAUUUCACGGCGGACGAAGACAGUGUGUUGAACAACAUUGUGCAGCAUGUGCAUUUAGAAAACUUGUUGGUAGCGGAGAGAGUUCCGUACGCGGGUCGGACGCAUCAGAAGGUAGUACAACUAUUGGACGAUGACGGGGAGGCAGGAGAUGACGGGGAGGAGGACGAUUCGUCGGUGACGUUGGUGGACAGCCACAGUAACGAGUUGGUGUUCUCAAAGUUGUCAUCGAACGAAAACUUCGACCUGUACUUUGUCAAGGAUAUUCUCCUCUGUGUCUGUCUGUCUUCUCUCCUGGGAGCUCUGGCAGAGUACUUGGGCGUACCACCAAUGGCUGGCUUCAUAUUGGCCGGUUGUUUGUUGGUAGCAUUAGGAACCAAGUCAAGUGUGUGGCGGCCGCGUCGUUUGGUACAGUUGUCUAGCUUGUCACGUCUUGCAGAGUUGGUGAUAAUGUUCGAGACCGGUAUGAACAUUGAUAUGGAUCAAAUCAGCCGUUCAGCGCACUUUGUUUGGCCGUUUGCCGUGAAUUUGCCCGUGGGGGUAUCUCUGAUAUCCGUGGUUGCCGCCGUGCUCAACAAUACCAGUAUCCGCGAAAUGCUGGUACUCGCACUUGCAUUCUCCUUUUCUUCACUACACGUCGCCUCUCUCACACCCCAUAGCGAACCAUUUCGCAGCGUCUGUGCCCUCCAGGAACUCGUCAUACCCGUACUAGUCACCUUCAUCAACAACGAACGAGAAAACUUCACCCUAUACACCGCCCUUCUCACCACACUCUACCUCGCCGCAAACCACCAGGCUGCACGACUCGCUAUCAAAUACAACCCCUCCAACAACAAUCUUCUCGGUAUCUUCUACUUCUCCGCCUCUCUCUGCUACUGCUACUUCGCCACCAUACCACUCACACUCGGCGCCCUCUUCUCUGGUAUUGUCUGCAGGUCCUUCACCUCCUUCGACACCCUGCCACUCACCAUCUUCUUCUACGUCUUUCUCGGCCUCUCCCUUAACCCAAUACUCAUCAUGAACAACCUACUCCUCGUUGCUGGCCUCGCCACACUCGCACUACUCGUCAAGGCCUGCGCCCUCUUCUCCAUUGCAAUUCUUCGCGGUCUAUCGCAUAAAGACGCUUUAAAUGUGACUGUGAUGUUGUGCAGUUUCUCUGAAUUGAACCUGGUCGUGCUGCAGCAAGCCUGUUUUAAGGGCACUGUGAACCGGGCCGUCUCGCAACUAACCAUGGGCGUGACCGUGAUGUCUCUGUUGGUCGAGCCCGCGAUAAUGCGCCGCUUCUAUACGAAUCGCGAGGUCGUCGCUUGGAGCAAGACUAGACACUUGGUUCCAGAGAUAUAG